UUCGUGUAAACCUAAGAAACCACUUAUUUAAACAUAUUUCUAACUAACGUAUUUCCAUUAUUUCCAGAGAAUGGGCUCGCUGCCUCGGGUAUCAGUAGUGAACGGGUCGCGCACCGCGGUGCCGGCCGCCCCCCUGCCGAAGCAUCUCGCUCAUCUCGCCAACAAUGAAAACACGGCCCUUGUAUACGCAGACGAGACCUGCAGCGUGAGGGUCAGCUACUCGGAGCUGGAGGCGCGCACCAACGCCCUCGCCCGAGCCAUCUCCGCUCGCGCGAGAGUCAGCAGCACCAACCGGGACGGCGACUACGUCGUAGCUGUCUGCAUGCAGCCGACACACAACACCAUAGCUGUCCUUCUCUCAACAUGGAAGGCUGGAGCCGCAUACGUGCCGAUGGAGCCGAGCUUCCCCCAAGCGAGGGUUGCACACAUCCUGAAGGAUGCUGAACCGGCCCUCAUCAUUUAUGAUGAUACUGCAAACCCCGCCAUGUUCUCCGGGAGUGGUAUACCUGCGGUAUCCUAUGAGGAGCUGACGGAGGAGGCUGGAGGCCUGUCAGCUGACGCCGUCCAGGAUAUGGAAGUACUAACAACUGCAAGGAACGAUAGCAUCGCUAUAGUACUGUACACAUCGGGAAGUACUGGAGUGCCUAAAGGAGUCCGCCUAUCCUACUCUGCAAUCUGCAACCGUCUCUGGUGGCAGUUCCGUACAUUCCCCUACACGGACUCCGAGGUCAACUGCGUUUGGAAGACGGCCUUGACCUUCGUGGACUCAGUCUGUGAAAUCUGGGGACCCUUGCUGCACGGCAGGACCCUGGUCAUCCUGUCGCGAGAGACCACGAGGGACCCACAGAAACUGGUCAACGUUUUGGCUGAAAACCAGAUCCAACGUCUAGUACUCGUACCAACUCUUCUCCGAUCCAUCUUAAUGUAUCUCUCUCUGAAACCCUCGGAGAGACCUCUUCAGCAUCUGAAGCUCUGGGUCUGUUCUGGAGAGACCCUCAGCAAGGACCUGGCUGCUCAGUUCUUCAAGUAUUUCGGAGACUACAGUGGAUACAAGCUGGCUAACUUCUAUGGAAGCACAGAAGUUAUGGGGGAUGUGACUUACUAUGUGCUGGAGAAGUCUGCUCAACUCAAUUCUCAUGAUACAGUCCCGAUUGGUACGCCAUUAGACAACUGCGCCGUCUACCUGCUGGAUGAGGAGAUGAACCCUGCGCGGGAGUCAGAGCCGGGCGAGGUGUGGGUGGCGGGACGGAACCUCGCCGCCGGGUACGUGGGCGGGCAGGGAGCUGACAAGUUCCAGGACAACCCUCAUGCUGCACACCCGGAUUUCGGUCGCCUCUACCGCACUGGUGACUUUGGCGUACUGGAGAAAGGUGUGAUCCUGUACGCAGGCCGUACCGACUCGCAGGUCAAGAUCAGAGGUCACAGGGUCGACCUGCAGGAGAUCGACAGAGCUGUUGCUAGCAUCGAAGGUGUUGAAAAAUGCGUGGUCCUGUGCUACGGCGCGUCGCGCGGGUCCCCGACGCUGCUCGCGUUCGUGCUGGCGGCGGCGGGCGCGCGCCUGUCCGCGCGCUCGCUGGAGGCGCGCCUCGCGCACUGCCUCACCAGCUACAUGAUGCCGCAGGUAAUUGAGGUGGAAAGUAUUCCUCUGCUGGUGAACGGCAAGGUUGACAGACAAGCUCUGCUGAAAAUGUACGAGAACACCAACAAUAAUGAUGACUCCGAGAUUCCUCUCGACCUGGACUACUCGGGCGUGGCUCCUGAAGACUUGGAAGCCGCGAAGGUUCUCUUCGAGACGGUGGGUGAAGUGCUGGGCAGGUCUGCCCGCGGUGCCAUCAGCGUGAGGGCUGGUUUCUAUGAACUGGGAGGAAACUCACUCAAUUCUAUUUAUACUAUCACCAGACUGAGGGACAGGGGGUACUUUAUUGAGAUUAGCGACUUCUUGGGCGCUACGAACCUAGGUGAGGUGUUGGCUCGCAUGAGCACGAACCCCAACCACGAGAGCGAGGAUACCGACCAGUUCACUGCUGAGCCACUCGCUGAUGAACAUAAGCAACAAGUUAUAGAAAUGAUAGUAUCAUCGUUCUACAACAAGGCUGAGUUGGAGCAGUUCUUGAAACACGAGAUCGACACGAAGGACUACGCGGUCCUCAUCAGUGACACCUGGCCGGCGCUGCUCGCCGCACAACUGAGUGUCGUACUGAAGAACUCAUCAGGAACCCCGGUAGCAGUGGCUUUGAACUUCGAUGCUCGCGACGAGCCCGAUGUCGAGUCGGAGGAGACCGGCGGCCUCAUGAAGAUCAUGUGCUUCCUGGAGUUUGUCGAGGGCUCCGUCAGGGACACCAUGCUGCCGCCCGGGAAGGGAACAAUACUCCAUUCCUUCAUGAUGGCAACAGCUGAGUCGCUGAGUCCUCGGGAGAACGUGUCCGCUAUCAGAGCCCUGGAAAACGCCACCAUGGACAUUGCCAAGGAGAGGGGAUUCAAAGGAGUAUUCACAACCAACACGAGCCCGCUCACACAGCAAUUGGGAACAGACGUCCUGGGCUACCAAACCCUCCUGGACUAUCAGAUCAACCAGUACGUUGACCCCAACGGCGAGAGGACCUUUGGCAAAGCCCCCGACGACAUGAGAGCCAUCGUAUGUUGGAAACCUCUAGACUAAGUCAAACGAAACUAGACCCUAGCUACAAGAUAUUAGGUGUAAUUCAGCUUGUGUUGUCGUUGAAUGUUAUUUGUUGAAAGUUGAUUUUGUUGCUACAACAUAAGGUGCAAUUUAGGUUGACUAGUAUUCCCAGUAAUUAUGAGUGUAUCGGCAUUUAAAGUUACGUUAGUUGAUUUUAGACUUUAUUGUUAUGCUUUAAGGCACAUUUUACGUUGUAUUUAGUCAAGUUUCAAUAAACUGGGAUUGUAUAAAAAUAAUGACCAGUAUUUUAUUGAUAUUGACGCAUUAUUGUACACGAAAUUAGACUUUAUGAUGUCUGAAUAAAGUACAAUUUAGAUUGUCAUGGAUUCUCAAAUAUUUGUUUUUGUUUACCAUUGAGAAAAAUGCUUAGAAAUAAAAUGU
Messenger RNA from Trichoplusia ni (cabbage looper), 3061 nucleotides. Its product is annotated as tyrocidine synthase 3-like. NCBI's taxonomy places the organism in Eukaryota, Metazoa, Arthropoda, Insecta, Lepidoptera, Noctuidae. The transcript has 16 exons. The coding region runs from base 71 to 2659 and encodes 862 amino acids. The record is from RefSeq and is a predicted model, not a curated record.